AAUAACUCUCAGUGCAAUGUCUCAGACUGACACAUGCAAUGCGUUAUUAUACAUAGGCACAUCAUAUUCAAAUAACUUUCAGCCAGUAAAGAAGAAAAAGAGAUAGUGAAAUAGAUAUAGGCUACAUUUCCUGACGGAAAUAAAAUAAUUAAAUUAACUAAACUAAAAGAAACUAGAGUUGUUCUGCUUUAUUGACUCAAGAUGCUCACAGACAUGAUGAUAGAAGGAGAAUUUGAUAUGAAAGAGGAAGAACCCUGGUAUGAUCAUCAAGAUCUGGAACAUGAUCUUCAUUUAGCUGCUGAAUUGGGUAAAAAUUUGCUGGAGCAGAACAGAGACUUAGAGCAGACCCUCCAACAGAUGCAGGAGACUCACCAGGACCAGCUGCAGGAGAUAGAGUAUCUUUCUAAGCAGGUCGAUGUGCUGAGGUCAGAGAACGAUCAGCUCGCCCGAGUCUCUGAGCAGCUCGACUCGACGGCACGGGAUCUCGAGCUGAGGAACCGGAGGCUGGAGCUGGAGAACCGAGCGGCCCAGAUCAACAUCCAGGGGCUCACAGAGACGGUGGACGCGCUGCAGACUCAGAUAGAGGAGCUGCAGAGAGACAUGAAGAGCCUGAAACACACCCGGUCUAAUGCACAUCUGGAUUCACCACUGCAGGGACUCACAUGCUGCAAGUGUCGAUUACACAAGCCCAUUUCCCAUGAGCUCUCCACUUCCAGAGUGAACCAAGAGGAACAGGAGGAGUUCUGGGAGCUCGUGCGCUCGUCCCGUUCCCUGCAGGCCCAGUUGCUCACGGAGCGCGCUCAGAGAGCGUGUGCUGAGCGAGAAGCCCAUGUUCUGGCCCGCGAGCUCAGCGACCUGGAGCCCAAAGCGGCGCUGAUGGGAGUUUACAAGAGCCGGCUCACCGAGACCGAAGCCGAGGUCCGGGAGCUACGACUUCUGCUGAGCUCCAGCGCACAAAAACACAACGAGCCCCUCACAGUGGCGUAUGAUGAUGAAGAAGUGGGCGUGGCCAGACACAGGGGGCGGAGCCUGCACGAGCAUCAUGGGAUAUCUCUGCUGAACGAGAUGGACGCGCAAUAUAUCGCCCUGAAGGAGAAAUACGACACGCUUCUGCGCCGCUGCGAGGACGAGACACACAAAGCUCAAACACACACACACACUCAGCCCGCAUACAAAGCCCUGUUUACUGAGAUUUUCAGCUUCAUUAAAAAGAGCAAAGAGGACCUGAAGGAAAACAGGACCACGCCCGAAUGAGGCACUGAUUUGCAUAUUUACAGAUUUGGAAAAUAAAAAAAUAUAUGUACAAACAAUUUUCGCUCAGAAAUGAAAUUUCACAAAUAAAUUGUCCGACAGAACCGGGACGUUUUAAUGAAAUGCACUUUGAAAACAUUUCUGAACGUCACUGUAAAAAUAAAUGCGCUUCUGUAAACUGAAAGUGCUGUAGCUGACUUCUGAUGCUCAUAUUUUGUGUUUUAUAGUGGAUUAUAUUAUAUUAAUGAUCUAGGAAUGAUAUAAUAAAUGAUCUUGUAAAUGUAAUGUGUCCUUUGAAAAUCACCUUACCCAGAAACAAUUAUUUAUUAAAAAUCAUUGUAAAUUAAAGGCAAGAUCUACACAAAUAUUAAAUAAAUACUUUUACAAUUUAAAUCUAGAAUUGGUCUGUAAUGUGAAAAUAAUGUAAUGCAAAGAUAAUUUGUAAUGCAAAACUUUAUUCAUUUGGAAUAUUGGGAAAACAAAGCGUUCCAGCACUUUUUUUUAGUAAUAAUUGAUCAGUGCAUGACAUGUGUUGCAUCAUCUUUUAAAGGAAAAACUAUUAUCUUGCAGCUAUCAGUUAUUUGCUCAGAUGUUUUAUUGGCGUGUGAACUUUGUGAUUAUUAGUUCAUGUGUCUCAAGUCAUCGUCAUUCAUCUUGAACUGUGUGUUUGCAUCACUGCAUGUGACCUUUCCCCUUUAUCAGCGAUGCAAACGAGGAGCACAAACUCUAUUUCACAUAGAAAUGGACUUGAACCCAGAGGGAGACUGUCACUUUUGGACGCUGGACAUCAGAGAACGAAACGCUGCGUCUAAUCAAAGCCUUUGAUAAGAUUUGAGUGACAUCAGGCUUUAUCAGCCAGACUGAGAGAGAACAGGACAGAUGCUUCGUCUAUUAUCGCCAACACACCCGACUAGAUUAGAACUGGAGUUUGCACUUUGUUCAUUAUGUCAUGUUUGUGUUUUCACCGUUAUACGGCAGGGGGCGCUAUUACGCAUAUUCUGAAAAAGGACCGAAUAUCCGGAUGAAAUCUCGUUACAGCAGAUUCAGGUUGGCUUUCAAAAAAUAUCAUUUUUCUAAAAUAAAA
Messenger RNA from Pimephales promelas (fathead minnow), 2335 nucleotides. It is a transcript of the gene cdr2b, whose product is annotated as cerebellar degeneration related protein 2b. NCBI's taxonomy places the organism in Eukaryota, Metazoa, Chordata, Actinopteri, Cypriniformes, Leuciscidae. The record is from RefSeq and is a predicted model, not a curated record.